AUGGCUACUGGUCUCUCUGCAUUGCUUCUUUGUCUUGGGUUUUGCUUUGGACGUGGAGGCUUCCCUUUUAUACACCAAUCAACAGCAGCUCCGAUGGUGUCAUACUACGAUUACAUUAUCGUCGGCGGAGGCACCGCCGGCUGCCCGUUAGCUGCUACUCUCUCUCAAACCUACUCCGUACUCGUCCUCGAACGCGGUGGCUCCCCAUUCCGGAACCCCAACAUCACCCACUUAUCAAGAUUUGGAGCAGCACUCUCCGACCUCUCCCCCAAAUCCCCUUCUCAACGCUUUGUCUCAGAGGACGGCGUCAUCAACGCCAGGGCCCGGGUGCUCGGCGGCGGAACAUCCCUCAACGCCGGAUUCUACACACGUGCCGGCUCACCAUACAUCGCCAAGGCCGGUUGGGAUGCCAAAUUGGUGAACGAGUCGUACCGAUGGGUUGAAAAAGUGGUGGCGUUUCAGCCGCCGUUGAGACAGUGGCAGUCGGCGGUGAGAAAUAGUUUGCUGGAGAUCGGAAUACGGCCUUACAAUGGCUACACGCUUGACCAUUUGUACGGAACAAAAGUUGGUGGCACCAUUUUUGAUGGAUAUGGGCGGCGGCAUACGUCUGCUCACUUGCUCCGUUAUGCGAACCCUUCAGGGAUCACUGUUUUCCUCCAUGCACCUGUUCAGAAAAUACUAUUUACAACAGAAGGAAAACCAAGGCCAACAGCAGAUGGGGUGAUCUUCACAGACGCAAGUGGGCUUAAUCACUGGGCUUAUUUAAGAAGAGGUCCUAAUAGUGAAGUGAUAGUUUGUUCUGGGGCACUAGGAAGCCCACAACUUUUAAUGUUGAGUGGGUUGGGCCCAAAGAGACACCUUCAGGCCCAUAACAUAUCUGUGGUAUUGGAUCAGCCAUUGGUGGGCCAAGGGAUGUCUGAUAACCCGAUGAAUGCGGUUUUUGUCCCCUCUCCUAGACCCGUUGAGGUGUCUCUCAUCCAAGUCGUUGGUAUCACUCACAAUGGAAGUUAUAUCGAGGGUGCUAGUGGUGAAAACUUUGGUACUGAUCAAACUCAAAGCACUCGAGAUUUUGGGAUGUUUUCUCCAAAGAUCGGACAAUUCUCAACUUUGCCUCCAAAACAAAGAACACAAAAGGCGUUAGAUAGGGCAAUACAGGCAAUGAGGUUCCUCCCACGAAGUGCAUUCGUGGGUGGGUUUAUCUUGGAGAAGAUUAUGGGCCCACUCUCAAGAGGCCAUCUUCAGCUUCGAACUAAAAACCCAAAUGACAAUCCUGCAGUCACAUUCAAUUACUUUAAAGAUCGUGGAGACUUAGAAAGAUGUGUUCAAGGGAUCAAAAUGAUUGAGAAGGUGAUUGAAUCGAGAUCAUUUUCAAGAUUUCGCUAUAAUUAUCUCCCAAUCUCAAGCCUUCUAAACAUGACAGCUAAUGCACCUGUUAACAUGUUGCCUAAACAUGCAAAUGCAUCGAGGUCUUUAGAACAGUUUUGUAGAGAUACAGUGAUGACUAUAUGGCAUUACCAUGGAGGAUGUCAUGUGGGGAAAGUGGUAGAUCGUGAUUAUAAGGUUAUUGGUGUUGAUGCUCUUAGGGUUAUCGAUGGAUCAACUUUUGAUUAUUCUCCAGGAACUAAUCCUCAAGCUACUGUCAAGCUUUCAAGCAUUACAUCACGUAGAAUCAAAGGGCAUCCAGGGAAUGGCUUUCCAAACGAUCAAAGGAAAAAAGACGAUACAGUUUUGGCACUUUUAGCCGUAGUGACAGAAGAAAUUCUCGUAAUAGUCAAGGGUUCCAUCGUAGGGGUCGAGUGCCCCAUCAUCGGGCUCAAAAUGAAGAUGACAUAG
This is a messenger RNA of Lactuca virosa, 1833 nucleotides long. Lineage: Eukaryota; Viridiplantae; Streptophyta; Magnoliopsida; Asterales; Asteraceae. The record is from the annotation of a GenBank genome assembly.